UUAAUAAUUGGCAUUUGGUGGAAAUCUCAAAGUCUUGAAAUUUGCCAAACAAUGACAACUUAUUAGGGGAAAAAUGGAAGAGCAAGUAAAAUUGUUGGGAGCUUUCCCAAGUCCCUUUAGUUACAGGAUCAUUUGGGCUUUGAAACACAAGAAUAUCAGUUAUGAAUACAUAGAAGAAGAUCUUUGUAAGAAAAGCCAUCAUCUUUUAACAUAUAACCCAGUCUAUAAGAUGAUCCCAGUUCUUGUACAUGCUGGAAAACCAAUAGUUGAAUCUACAAUCAUUCUUGAAUACAUCGAAGAGACAUGGCCCCAAAAUCCAUUGUUCCCCAAGGAUCCUUAUGAAAAGUCUUUGGCUAGAUUCUGGAUCAAGUUCGGAGAAGAUAAGAACUCAGAAAUUUUUCAAAUAUUUCACAAGAUUGGAGAAGAGCAAGCCAAGGCGACUGAAAAUGCCAAGAAAGUGCUAAAAAUUAUAGAGGAGCAGGGUCUUGGAGAUAAAAAGUUUUUUAGUGGGGAUACAAUUGGAUUAACUGAUAUAGCCUUUGGCUGGAUUGCUUUCUGGCUGGAAGUCAUACAAGAAGCUGCUGGAGUAAAUGUCUUCCAACCAAACAAUUUUUCCCGCUUACAAUCUUGGAUUAACAAUUUCAAGCAAGUCCCUAUAAUCAAAGAAAAUAUUCCAGAUAGGGAUGCAAUGCUACAUUAUUUCAAACGUCGUAGAGAAAUGAUUGUUGCAUCAUCAUCAGAGCAAUGUUGAGGAUGUUUCUGUAUUGGCUAAAAAAAACAACUUGGGCACGUGGCAUUAUAUUUCAUAGAAUCAGCUUCAUGAACAAUAUUAUCAUCUAAAUAUAAAUUUACUCUUUAAUAUUA
Molecule: messenger RNA, 864 nt
Organism: Solanum dulcamara
Lineage: Eukaryota; Viridiplantae; Streptophyta; Magnoliopsida; Solanales; Solanaceae
Product: probable glutathione S-transferase
Exons: 2
Coding region: 74-751 (225 amino acids)
Biological process (GO): glutathione metabolic process
Cellular component (GO): cytoplasm
Molecular function (GO): glutathione transferase activity
Source: RefSeq, a predicted model, not a curated record